AACGCGAGAACGAGAACUCGAGAAGAGAAGAGCAAACCGCACCGCGCGGCGUCUGCUCGUCCUCGCUGCUCGCAUCGCAUCGUCGCAGCCUUGCAAGAUUUCUCCCGUCGUCGUCUCUUCCUAAUCCGAUCGGCGACGCGGAUUCUUCCUAGCGAGGAAUCGAGAGGCGCCGCCGGACCCAGGACCUCCAUCCCCAUCCAUAUAUAGGCGAAGCGCAUGCAAUUGCGAGCCUAGUUGCUGCUGGUCUCAUCAUCGUCUUGUUGCGCGCGCGCGCGUUUGCCGCCUCUCUAUCUCUAAUCCCCUCGGCGGCGCGCCAAUGGAGUCAUCGCCGGCCGCGGCCAUGACACCCGCGUCCUCAUCGCGGGCCGCCAGGGACCCGCUCCUCUUCGCCCGCUUCGACCUCCCCGCCGGCUGGGGGUGCCGCAAGCCCUUGGCCUUCUGCCGGGAGGCCCGGGAGGACACGGACGACGCCCCCGUCGCGUCCGAGCCCGCCGCCACAGCCGCCCCCACCCCCACCGAGGGUGUCAAGGACAGCGACGGCACCCGAUCGCCGACGCGAGCGGCCGCAACGGUGCAGCAGGCGCCCGCGGCGGCGGAGAUUGCGCAGGAAGCUCCCCGGAAACAGUGGAACCUGCGGGAGCGGACGUCGUGGCGGGAUUAUAGUCACAGAGUGGACGAGUUGCGUGCACGGCAGGCCAGGAAGCUCGGGAGCGCGGCCGCCGGCGGCAGCCGCCGGUUGUCGCUGUCGGUGAAGCUGACUCGGCAGGAGAUCGACGCCGACUUCACCAAGAUCACCGGCAGCAAGGCGCCGCGCCGGCCCACGAAGCGGAGCAAGACCGUCCAGCGCAAAAUCGAGACGCUUUGCCCGGGGAGUUCGCUCGUGCAGGUGAACCUCGACCGGUACAAGGUGAACGAGAAAGGAGGAUUCUAAUUUCUUCAGGGUGGCGCGAGCAAGAAAGGGGGAAAAGGAAGAGGAUGAGAUGGAUUUCACAACCGAGGAGCUUGAUCGAGCAAUGGCUGCCUCCUCAUCAGUCUUGCUAAGAGGAGAUUUAGGGCAAACUAGUCCUGUUGUGCGGUAGUCGUGGAAUUGACGGUCCUGUAUGCCGAACCCUAAGGGCUGGGAUUAGAGAGUACAAAAUCCCCUUUUUAUUCAAAUUUGAAUAAAAAGGGGAUUCUGGCCCCUCCAAUCCCCUCCAGUUUUAUGACUCUCAAACUAAUUUAACAGUAUGUAAUGUUGGUUAGAUUCUUGGCUUAGUGAAUGUGGAUUGCUUACCGAUUUUCAUCCGAUU
Zea mays is the source of this 1289-nucleotide messenger RNA. RefSeq lists its product as uncharacterized. Bases 317 to 931 code for a protein of 204 amino acids. Lineage: Eukaryota; Viridiplantae; Streptophyta; Magnoliopsida; Poales; Poaceae. The transcript has 3 exons. The record is from RefSeq and is a predicted model, not a curated record.